AUGAGAGACUCGGGAGCAGAGACAAUUUUAACUUAGCCAUCCCUAAUUUAUCUCAAGCUUUUUCAAUUCAUCUUCACUGCUCUAUGCACACUGGAACACCAGAUUGUCAACCCCUGGGAACAGAAUGCAAGCAGGGAUCUAGAGAGCUGUCACAUCCUGAGAAAUAUUUAAAUUGUGCUGAUUUUCUUCUGGAGUGCUGAGCAGAGGGAAUGAAACUCUCCAUCAAGUCAUAGCUUUGCGGGCAAUAGAUCAGAGGAUACUGCCAGUUUUUCUAAUGGAUUAUUGUUAUCGGGCAGGUUCUUCCUGAAGACUCUUUUUAGUGAAUCAGCUAUAGCUUGGAUUUUAUUGUGUGACCUUGACAAUUACUGUCAAGCCCUUCAGAAAACUGCUACAUUUGGCAAGGUUAAAAGGAAUUUGCAUUGUGGAUUUUCUAAUCAGACAACCAACCUGUUCUUUGACUUGAUAAGUGUACUACUGGACAUUGUGAAAGGAGGAUAUCUUACAAACAGGGAUCACGUGGCAACUGACAAAAUCAUUGGCAAACAGACCAAAGAUCCCAAAUGGCAUUUCAGAGGUCUGAAAUAUGAAGGCAGGGGAAAAAGCCUAGUAAGUAUGGAGCAGCAGGACGUCUACAUGUGAAGUCAGCACAGUCAAUGACAACACAGUGCUCUGCGUCCAGAUUAUUUCAAGCAUCUCCUCAACUGUGUUGCUUAAAUAGGAACAAAGUGUGUGUCACAACUAACAAAGGUGACACUACUGUAUGCCUUUCUUCACAUGAGACACAACUUGAAAUAUUUCGAUAAAAUGAGAUGCUUGCGGAAACGAUCAGCAGUGUCGUUCUUAGGAGUCCUGGUCAUUUGCUUGCUGUUUAUGAACUUGUACAUUGAAGACGGUUAUGUUUUGGAAGGGGACAAGCAAUUAAUCAGAGAAACAGCCACGCACCAGCUCAACCCAGAGCGCUAUGUUCACACUUUUAAAGAUUUGUCUAAUUUCUCAGGAUCUAUAAACAUUUCCUAUCGCUACCUAGCUGGCACGCCUUUGCCAAGGAAAAGAUAUCUUACAAUUGGGCUAUCCUCUGUGAAACGGAAAAAGGGAAACUACUUGCUUGAGACCAUCAAGUCCAUAUUUGAGCAGUCAAGUUAUGAGGAACUCAAAGAAAUUGCAGUGGUAGUGCAGCUGGCAGAUUUUGACUCAGCCUGGUGCGAGGGGAUGGUCCAGGAUAUUUCACAGAAAUUUGCACAUCACAUAAUUGCGGGCAGAUUAAUAGUUAUUCACGUCCCUGAGGAGUAUUACCCUGUACUGGAUGGCCUCAAGAGAAAUUACAAUGACCCAGAGGACCGUGUGAAGUUUCGAUCCAAACAAAAUGUAGAUUAUGCUUUCCUGCUUAACUUUUGUGCUAAUCUUUCUGACUAUUAUGUGAUGCUAGAAGAUGAUGUUCGCUGCUCAAAGAAUUUUUUGACUGCUGUUAAGAAAGUAAUUACCUCACGAGAAGGAUCCUACUGGGUGACUUUGGAAUUCUCCAAACUGGGAUACAUUGGAAAGCUUUACCAUUCCCAUGACCUCCCACGCCUGGCCCAUUUUUUGCUGAUGUUCUACCAAGAAAUGCCUUGUGAUUGGCUGCUCAUCCACUUCCGUGGGCUGUUAGCUCAAAAGGAAGUGAUACGUUUUAAGCCAUCUCUGUUCCAGCACAUGGGAUACUACUCAUCUUACAAAGGAGCUGAAAACAAGCUAAAGGAUGAUGAUUUUGAAGAGGAAUCAUUUGAUAUCCCUGACAACCCACCUGCAAACUUGCACACCAACAUGAAUGUAUUUGAAAACUAUGAGGCAAGCAAGGCUUACAGCAGCAUUGAUGAGUACUUCUGGGGUAAAGCUCCUUCUACUGGAGAUUUCUAUGGGAUUGUAUUUGAAAAGCCCAUUAAAAUCACUAAAAUUAAAGUUGUCACUGGAACUGAAGACCGGCAAAAUGACAUUUUGCAGCAUGGGGCCCUGGAAGUAGGAGAAAAGAUUGUAGGAAGUAAAAAAGGGAGACAAUGUACCACUUACUUGAGACUAGGGGAAUUCAAAAAUGGGAAUUUUGAAAUAACAGAUUUAGAGCACAAAGUUCUGUUUGAUAUUAACUGCAUGAGAAUACUUGUUACCAAAAGUCAAAAAGAAUGGCUGAUCAUUAGGAGCAUUAGCGUCUGGACUUCUCAAACAUCAGUUCAAUAAAGCAAAGCCACCUGAGAAGGUACAGGGUGCAUACAAUCAGCUGGGUCCCAACUGGUGCCAUUCCCCAGAAAAACUGACACUUCCAACUCUUCACUAGAGACACAGAAAAUCUGGGGAAAUCACAAAACAAGCAAAGCAAUUUAUUUUUUACUAGUUUGGCCAGGCAAUAUACAAACACUUAUUUGUUGAAAAUUUUGAAUUUUAUAAGAAAUGCACAGUUCUCAAUCCUCUCUUGAGAUCUUGAACCCCUUUUUUAUUAUCAUUUCUCUGUAAGAGAGAUCUUCUGGACUAAACAGAACAAAACAAAGCAUCCUAUAAUUACCAAAAGUUGUAAAGCUAUGACGAGUAUGUUGUGAAAAGAAAUUGGAUUGCACCUUACGCAUAUAUAAAUAUAAAAUGUUAUGGUAGUAUGCGUUUGUACAAUAGUUGGUGAUGUGUUUCUUUUAAAGGCAGUUGUGACAAGGAAAUCUGUCCUGAAACUGGCAGUUUCAUUCUGAGCACUGUAAGAAAAUAGUGUGGCUAAUCAUUGCAACUUCUUUUCAAAAGGGAAUGUAUGUAAAAUUAUAAAUCUGACAUGACAACUAUGUAAAAAAUAGAUAAUUGCAUCUGUUAUUCUGUCUCAACAAAUAUCCUUUGUUCUUUUUCCUGGGUCCUUUCACUGAAACAAGCACUACUUGGAUUCUGUAUUACUUAGGGGACCAAUUUUCUCUCCUUAUUCGAACAAAAUGCCUCACAGUAAGCAAGCAUUCUGCUUGAGUACAGAUGUCGCUAUCAAACCCAAGCACCUCAAGGGCAACACUGUUCUCUUAGACAGGCAUCUUAACAGAUCUCAGCUUCAACAUUUUCUGUUCCUUCAAAAUAUGCAUAACUCCCUACGAGAAAUUUGCACAUAGCUGAAUACCGCAGCAUGCUUUCCAAGGACUGUUAUGCAUUCCACAUCUACAUGUCCAGUCCAUGUAUGAUACAAACAUUAAGUGUGUCAGGUUAAUCAAUUGGAGGUGAAUGUAAUCACCAGACCUUCCUGGAUGAUCUCUCGCCAAUAGAGCACACACAAAAUGAAGAACCUUGAUUCAAUGAAAAAAUAAUGUAUUUCUAAAUUAAUGUGGGUGUUUUUUCUUCAGUUUUCUAAUUCUAAUCAUGUUAGUUUUGUAGACAUCUUCCCACUGCCUCAGGUUAUUCCCUGUAGGCUUAUUUUUCCUGGCUUUAGCCAAUAAGCAGAAAAGUUCCCUCAGUCCUCACACCCCAUCCCUGGAGGUGUUCCAGGCCAGGCUGGAUGGGGCUUUGAGCACCCUGCUCUAGUAGGAGGUGUCCCUGCCUGUGACAGGGGGGUUGGAACUAGAUGAUCUUUAAGGUCCCUUCCAAUUCUAACCAUUCUAUGAUUCUAUGAUACUGUGACUCAGCUCUGGGUUUUUAGUGCAUCACACAGGGAGGCUGUAUAGCUACAUGAUUUAUACUAUAUGCUUACAUUUGGAUUAGGAAAAUCUGUGAGGGGUUUUUCCUCUAAGAAAUUCUCCAGACUCUCUCAGUAGACACACUAAGAAAUCCAUGAGUAUCAAAUGUGACACAAGUGAACACAGCAUUGUCAAUCUCAUGAAUACUGUGGUUAUCAUCUAGCAUGUAUGGGUUUUAGUUAAAUCUGGAAGGCAAGGAUUACAUUUCAAGAAUGCCUUCACUGUCCAAGAGUGAACUAAGUACUGUACUCAGUACAUCCAAACCUAGCAUGGCUAUUUCAGAAGGGUAAAUUAUUCAAAAAUCUACACAAAACAGCAAUGCAAUUGCUUUUCCUGGUUCAUAAAUCCUGGUAAAUUCAGGUCCAGGUUUGGCAAAUCCCCCGAUACAGACGUAAAGGUCCAUUUUAAAACAAAUCUUCUGAUAUAUGCUUCUACAUAAUUCAGAAAAGCAUCCUCUUCUCAAAGAAAGUCUUUGUUUCUUUGUUCCUUAAUACACACCUAAAUCUCUGUUCUUCAUAUACAUAUCUCCAAUAAAAUAGAUUAAAGGCAGUGUACAUGUUCAAUCCAAAAAGGAGAAUAGCACCGUUUUUUAAAAGGAAAAAUACGUGCUAAUCUCAAAUGGUUACAAAUAGUUAUGAAGGACUUGCUUUUUAACAGUCAUCUUCCAUGACUGUCAAAUAAUUACUUGAUAAUUAGUCCUCAGUCAGCACGAAUUCUUUUAAUGAACUGCCAUUCCUCUAUUUUUCCUUUCCUUGAUCAUUAACUAUUAGUGCCAAAUAAACAUAAUUAAGUUAACCAGGUACAUUACUUUUACUUUUAUUCAGAAAUGCAGUACGUCCAAAUCAAUCUUCUAAAUUAGAAUGGAAAAUAAAUUCAGUCUCAAGGUUUAAAAUGUUCUUUUAAUCAAAACCACAUACAAUGUGAAUGGCUAGUAUGUAUUAAAUGCUCUCAACAUAAGCCUGAUGUAACUUAAAUGAUACUUUUGAAUUAGGAGCUGAACAAAAUUGCUUCCCUUUUUAAAACAACAGUAACAAUGAGUCUCAUCUUUGAUACCAUGGCUUAGCAGUGAGAACUCUCAUCUGGCUGUUACCAGUCUGAGAAGCUCAAACAAAUGCCAAGUGAGUACACUCCGAGGAACCUUUCUUUGGGUGUAGAUAGCGGUACAUGCUGGGAAUGAGAGGCAUGCAUUACUCUUCCUGUUAAAUUUGAGUUGGUUUGGAAAAAAAUAAUUAACAAUGCAUUUGUUCCAGGAGAGGAAAGAACGCAGUUCUGUAAGCUGGUGUUUUGGGCAUUCACCUUAGUGCGUGGGUCCCAGCUCCUACCUCACAAAUUGCAUAUUUUAUGCAACUCAUCACAAGAAAAAGGUUGCCAGAUUUUUUGGGGGGAAAAAAUGAUAAACGGUUUUCAGACAAACUUCAGAAGUAUAUAUUUGAAGAUACCUUUUUUUUCUUCAUGUGCUAAGAAAAUUGAUUGCUUUCUGAAAGGGAAAUAUUUAAUCAGAUGCGUCUAUGUUCAGUAACACUUCUCAAAGUAUGGAUUUUCUUUUCUUUGGUGAUGUAGCAAAAGAUUAGCAGUGUCACAAAGCAUCGUUUAUUGGUGUAUACAGUUGGUUCUGUGGGUGUGUAUAUCCUGGGUUCAUUUGUGGACUGAACAUCAAUGUUUUCAUACUGAAAUGCCAAUACUGAAAAUAAUACACUGUGGUCUGCGCACUGAUUGAUCUAAUCUUCACUAACAUACAUUUAUUGUUCCUACUGGCGCAUUUUGGGAUUCCUCAUUGUGUGAUGUCCCUGGGCCUUUUUUUUUUUUUUCUUAACCAGAAGCCAGUUUGUCUUCUAUCUUUCUUCACACAGUGUAAUCCCUCUGACAUAGGGAAUUCUUGGGAAUUAAAAUACUACUCACUUCGAAUUAAAAGAAGAAUGGAGCCCUUCAUUUAGUGCAGAAUAAGCAAACCAGAAGACAGUAAUUUUCAGGCAAAACAGUUUUAGCAUAUUUACUAUAUGUACUCGGAUAAAGAUAAUUCACGAAGGUGUUAUUUAAAUGUGUUAUUUUUAGAUCAGUGUUCUAACAUUAUGCUCUGUUUUAUUCUACUCAGUAUUCUCUACUGUUAGGCACUAAUGUUUUUGCUUUUAUAAAGGGAAAUCAGGAAGUUGUUCAUUACUGAAUUAUUAAAAGUUAAAUAAACAGCAAACUGUAACACCUUAGAAAAUAUUUCAUCUUGGAAAACUAUUAAAGGAAAAAAAAGCAUGGUUAACCAUCUAAAAAACUGCUUUCAUUGUGAAGCAUUUCAGAGAUUCUGAUGGAAAUGAUGGUUCUUACUACUCUCGUGUUAAAUUUACAGUUCUGUUAGGCUACAUUUCAAUAACUGUUAAAUUAUGAGUAGCAAUACAGAUCAUGUAUCAUGAGCUCAAGCAGUGCUGUAUCCUCAAAUGGUACAGUAUAAUGUUUUGCAAAACACAGGUGGAAAAUACAGAUGCAUCAUAACUAAAACAAAUUAAGUGGGUUUGGUGUCACAUUCUAUAUACAAAGACAAAUGAAUUGAAGUGUCUCCACCACUCCAUCAGCUUUUCAGAUAAGGUAAAACAAGCGGCUUAAUCCUUUUUCUUCUCGCCUUAGUCCUUGGACAUGAAAACUCCAAAAUAUUUAUUGCCCUUAGUGCAAGCACGAUUGACCUAUAUAACAUAAAAGACUGUAAA
Chroicocephalus ridibundus (black-headed gull) is the source of this 6352-nucleotide messenger RNA. RefSeq names its product MGAT4 family member C (gene MGAT4C). Gene Ontology annotation, biological process: protein N-linked glycosylation. Gene Ontology annotation, molecular function: acetylglucosaminyltransferase activity. Bases 775 to 2208 code for a protein of 477 amino acids. The record is from RefSeq and is a predicted model, not a curated record. The transcript is spliced from 8 exons. NCBI's taxonomy places the organism in Eukaryota, Metazoa, Chordata, Aves, Charadriiformes, Laridae.